Messenger RNA from Prosopis cineraria, 778 nucleotides. Its product is annotated as protein CURVATURE THYLAKOID 1A, chloroplastic. The transcript is spliced from 5 exons. The record is from RefSeq and is a predicted model, not a curated record. Gene Ontology annotation, cellular component: thylakoid; chloroplast thylakoid membrane. NCBI's taxonomy places the organism in Eukaryota, Viridiplantae, Streptophyta, Magnoliopsida, Fabales, Fabaceae. Bases 81 to 569 code for a protein of 162 amino acids.
CCGUCCAGCAACAAAAGGAAGAAAGACCUCAGACUCAACUAUCGAAGUCUGAAUAACCUACCAGACUUGAAAGUCUAACCAUGACAGCAGCGGUAGCGGCGGCCACCGUCUUAAUCGCUCGAAUUCCGGCCACCUCGACCACCACCAAUCCUCGCUGCUCUGCUUUGCCUUAUCUUCCUCCUCGCCUCUCCUCCACGCCGCCUUUCUCUACCCAUGUCAAGCAAUUUCCAGAGUCCCGGAAAUACUUGCUUCAAACCAGAGCUUCUUCAGAGGAAACAUCUACUUCAGAUCCGAGUGAGUUUUUCACAGAUCUGAAGCAGAAGUGGGAUGCGCUUGAAAAUAAAUCCACAGUCCUUCUUUAUGGAGGUGGGGCUAUUGUUGCUGUUUGGCUAUCUGCAACUAUUGUAGGUGCCAUCAACUCGGUUCCCUUGCUUCCAAAGAUUAUGGAGCUGGUAGGGCUAGGUUACACUGGAUGGUUUGUCUACCGCUACGUUCUGUUUAAGUCUAGCAGAAAGGAAUUAGCUAGCGACAUCGAGGAGAUCAAGAAGAAAGUCACUGGAACUGAAUAGAAGUGAUAUGGCGAGUGGCAAGUGAAGUUGAAAUUCUUUUAUGAUCAUUUGUUUUUUUUGUGCUUUAAGAGGCGUUUGCAUCGUUCGAUGAUAAAAUAGAGUUCCUCUCGACCUCUAUCACUCUUGUAUCAAGCUAACUUGUUCUUGAAAUGUGUAGCAACUCUUAAAAGUAUGGUUAUGGCCGAAAACCAUAAUUGCUUCUUGUUCAA